Molecule: messenger RNA, 3162 nt
Organism: Didymella exigua CBS 183.55
Lineage: Eukaryota; Fungi; Ascomycota; Dothideomycetes; Pleosporales; Didymellaceae
Product: Utp21-domain-containing protein
Exons: 2
Coding region: 1-3162 (1053 amino acids)
Biological process (GO): rRNA processing
Cellular component (GO): Pwp2p-containing subcomplex of 90S preribosome; small-subunit processome
Molecular function (GO): protein binding
Source: RefSeq, a predicted model, not a curated record
AUGGCGGGCCCCAACCACAGCGCCGCAGCGGCUGGCCCGGUCUCGAAGCGCCAGAAAGUGCAGGCCGACGGCGCAGACAGCGCUGCGCCCGCCGUGCGCCCGUCCAGAAUCUUCGCGCCGUUCAGAACUGUCGGCCUCGUCUCGCCCACCGCGGUCCCCUUCACGUCGCUCCCGCUCGGCAAGACGACGUUCCAAAUCACCACCUCGGUCGGCCGCUCGCUCCAGACGUACGACCUCAAGCGCGGCCUGGGCCUCGUCUUCGUCUCCCGCCCGCAGACCCCCGCCGACAUCACGGCCACGCUCGCAUGGAACAAGGUCGUCUUCGCGGCCUGGGGCGGCGGCGCGGCGUCGCCUGCGGAGCGCGGCGUGUGGGUCUUCCAGCGCGGCAAGCUGGUGGCCGAGCUGGAGCUGCCGCUCGCGGGCCUCGAGCCCAUCACGCGGCUGCUCGUCAUGGGCGGGUGGAUCGUCGGCUGCGGCGCGACCAGGCUCGAGGUCUGGAAGACGGCCACGCGGGAGCACUACACCACCCUGCACGCCGCGUCGUCGAGCCCGCUGUCCGGCUGCAUCGCGAACAUGCCCACGUACCUGAACAAGAUCUUCGCCGGCAGACAGGACGGCUCCGUCGACAUCUGGAACGUCCGCGCCGCCAAGCUGCUCUACACGGUCCUGCCGCCCGCCGCCGACUUUGGCCCCGUCACCGCCCUCCAGCCGUCGCCCGCCCUCUCGCUCCUCGCCAUCGCGUACGAGUCCGGCCCGGUCAGCAUCCGCGAUAUCCGCGCCGACAAGGAGGUCCUGCGCCUGAACACGGGCGGCUCGCAGGGCGCCGCAGUCACGUCCAUCUCCUUCAGGACCGACGGCCUCGGCGCCGGCGAGCACGGCCGCGACGACGGCGUCAUGGCCACGGCCAGCCGCGAGAGCGGCGACGUGGUCUUUUGGGACCUGAACAAGGGCGGCCGCAAGACGGGCACCCUGCGCGGCGCUCACGCGCCGCCGCCCGCAGAGGGCGGCGGCGGCGGCGGCAUCAGCAAGAUGGAGUUCCUCGCCGGCCAGGCCGUCGUGGUCUCGAGCGGCCUCGACAACACGCUCAAGAGCUGGAUCUUCGACGAGACGCCCUUCUCGCCCGUGCCCCGCAUCCUGCACCAGCGCGGUGGCCACGCCGCGCCCGUCUCGGCCCUGCGCUUCCUGCCCUCCCGUUCCGACGGCUCUGACGACACGGGCAAGUGGCUGCUCAGCGCGAGCAAGGACCGCAGUCUCUGGGGCUGGAGUCUGCGACGGGACGGCCAGAGCACCGAGCUCAGCCAGGGCGCCGUCCAGAAAAAGGCCAAGAAGAUGGGUCUGCUGCACGGCAGCUCCGACGCCUCCAAGCACCACGUCAGGCUGGAGGAUCUAAAGGCUCCCGCCAUCACGUGCAUGGCAUGCUCGCUCAACCGCGAUGGCGGCAUGGGUGCCAUGCCGGGCGUCAAUGCCAUCUGGAGCCGUUCCGCCACGGCCAAGGCCGACGCGAAGAAGGCCACCGAGGUCAACAUGACCGGCUGGGAGAGCAUCGUCACCGCGCACGGAGACAAGACGGCGAGGACCUGGUUCUGGGGCCGCAGGCGAGCGGGCAGGUGGGCCCUGGACACAGGCGAUGGCACCGAAGUCAAGAGCGUCGCCGUGUCGCCGUGCGGCACCUUUGCCCUGAUCGGCUCCGCUGGCGGGUCCAUUGACAUGUACAACCUGCAGUCUGGCCAGCACCGGCGCCGAUUUCCCGCCCGUCUGACGCCGGCCGAAGCGAAAAAGUACAGGCUGCACCAGCUCCAGCUCGACGAGUCGGCUGGCUUCGAGACCGGCCGUGCACCCAAGACGUUUGCAAAGGGCGAGGGCAAGCACAAGGGCGCCGUGACCGGCCUCGCCGUCGACAGCCUCAACAGGACCGUGCUGUCGUGCUCCGACGAUGGCAAGAUGAAAUUCUGGGACUUUGCGACCGGCGCCCUCGUCGACGAGAUGGACUGGUACCCCAUGGUCAAGAUCCUCUCUAUGCGCUACCACCCCAACUCGGAUCUCGUCGCGCUCUCCUGCGACGAUGGAUCGCUUCGCGUCCUCGACACGACCACCCGCAAGCUCAUUCGUGAGCUCUGGGCCACGCGCACCGCGACCCCAAUCACCACCAUCGACUACACCUUCUCCAGCGACGCCCGCUGGAUCAUCUCCGCAUCCUCGGACAGCACGGUCCGCGUGUGGGAUCUCCCGACCGGCCACCUGAUCGAUGCCAUGCGCCUGCCGAAACCAAUCAACAGCGUCGCCUUCUCACCCGCCGGCGACUUGCUCGCUGCCGGUCUGGAGGGCGAGGUCGGCGUGCACAUCUUCACGAACCGCACGCUCUUCACCCACGUUCCGACCCGCCAGAUCUCCGAGGCAGACGUUGCUCUUGUUGCUGCCCCCACAGCGUCCGGCCAAGGCGGCGAGAACAUGGUCGCGCUGGCCGAAGAAGAAGGCGAAGAGGACGAAGAGGACGCCACGGCCGUGCCCGUCAUGGACCAGCUCAGCGACAACAUGACCACGCUGUCGCUCGUGCCCAAGUCGCGGUGGCAGACGCUCCUCCACCUCGACACCAUCCGCCUGCGCAACAAGCCCAAAGAGGCCCCCAAGAAGCCCGAACACGCGCCGUUCUUCCUCCCCGCCGUGGGCGAGAAAGCCGACGCCCUGAAGCCCCUCGACGCCGACGCCCUGAAGCCCCUCGAUGCCGAGCCCACGUCGCGCAUAUCGAGCUCCGCGCUCGCGAGCAGAAGCAGCGCCGCGACGAGCACGAGCGAGUUCACGCGCCUCCUUGCGCACGCCGAGCAGUCUGGCGAGCACACCAAGCUCCUGGCGUUCCUCUCCAGCCUGCCCCCGAGCGCCGCGGACAUUGCGAUCCGCACGCUGGACACGCGGGAGCCGCACGCGGAGCUGCGGACCUUGAUCAACGCGCUCACACGCAGGCUGCAGGAGCGCAGGGACUACGAGCUCGUGCAGGCCUGGAUGAGCGUCUUCCUCCGGCUGCACGGCGACGUCGUCGUGAAGAGCGAGGCGCUUGUGGGCCUGUUGCGGAAGUGGCAGCACGAGAGCAAGCGCGAGCGGGAAAGGGUCGGCGGGCUUGUGGGCUACAGUGUGGGUGUUGUCGGAUGGGUGAGGAGUGCACGCUAG